Cajanus cajan (pigeon pea) is the source of this 1593-nucleotide messenger RNA. RefSeq names its product P-loop containing nucleoside triphosphate hydrolases superfamily protein (gene CHLI1). Gene Ontology annotation, cellular component: chloroplast stroma. The record is from RefSeq and is a predicted model, not a curated record. Gene Ontology annotation, molecular function: ATP hydrolysis activity; magnesium chelatase activity; ATP binding. Lineage: Eukaryota; Viridiplantae; Streptophyta; Magnoliopsida; Fabales; Fabaceae. Gene Ontology annotation, biological process: chlorophyll biosynthetic process.
GAGCAAACGGUUCCACACCAUCUUUCCGAAACACGACAAAAGCAAGAUAUGAGCAGAGGAGAGAGGAGAAAGAGAUUCUGACGACCGAAAUAGUGACUGAGAUCCUUCUUCUUGUUGUGGAAGAAGACGCACACGAAUGAAAAUAAUGGCCUCCACGUUGGGAACUUCCUCAUUUGCUCUUCUCCCUUCACGACAUCACUCUUCCCUUCCCACUAACUCUCUCUCUCAAACCGCAGUGCAGCUAUUUGGGCCCAAGUUUUGCGGAGGAAUUGGAUUUCACGCCGUCAAGGGAAGUUCUCUCUUCCCUGUUGCCAGUGUUGCCACCCAUGUUAAUUCUGCACAACAGGCUCAGAAGAUUGCUUUUAACGAGAGCCAGAGGCCGGUGUAUCCAUUUUCUGCUAUUGUUGGACAGGAUGAGAUGAAGCUUUGCCUUCUCCUAAAUGUGAUUGAUCCUAAGAUUGGAGGUGUGAUGAUCAUGGGGGAUAGGGGAACAGGGAAAUCUACAACUGUUAGGUCAUUGGUUGAUUUGCUUCCCGAAAUCAAGGUUGUUGCUGGUGACCCAUAUAACUCAGAUCCAGAAGAUCCAGAAUUCAUGGGUGUUGAAGUGAGAGAGCGCGUGUUGAAAGGAGAGCAGCUUCAGGUUGUCUUCACCAAAAUUAACAUGGUGGAUUUGCCAUUGGGAGCUACAGAAGAUAGAGUGUGUGGGACAAUUGACAUUGAAAAGGCCCUCACUGAGGGUGUAAAGGCAUUUGAGCCAGGUCUACUGGCUAAAGCUAAUAGGGGAAUUCUAUAUGUUGAUGAGGUUAAUCUUUUGGAUGAUCACUUAGUUGAUGUCUUAUUGGAUUCUGCUGCAUCAGGUUGGAACACGGUUGAGAGAGAGGGUAUUUCAAUAUCACAUCCUGCUAGAUUUAUCCUAAUUGGAUCAGGCAACCCUGAAGAAGGGGAACUCAGGCCACAGCUGCUGGAUAGGUUUGGAAUGCAUGCUCAAGUAGGCACUGUGAGGGAUGCUGAGCUAAGAGUGAGGAUUGUGGAGGAGAGAGCUCGUUUUGAUAAGGACCCGAAGAAAUUCCGAUAUUCUUACAAGGCAGAACAGGAAAAGCUUCAGCAACAGAUUGCCUCAGCGAGGAGUUUUCUUCCUUCUGUUCAAAUUGAUCAUGACCUCAAGGUAAAAAUCUCCAAAGUUUGCGCAGAGUUGAAUGUGGAUGGAUUAAGAGGAGACAUAGUAACAAACAGAGCUGCAAAAGGUCUUGCUGCCCUCAAGGGAAGAGACAAAGUAAGUGCAGAUGAUAUUGCCACUGUCAUCCCUAACUGCUUGAGGCACCGUCUUCGAAAGGAUCCCUUGGAGUCCAUAGACUCGGGUUUACUUGUCAUUGAGAAAUUUUAUGAAGUUUUCACCUGAACAUGGUCUAUACUGUUUUUUCUAGUAUUCAUUCAACAUUUUACCACUGCAUCUUUUACAUUUUUGCCUUUUUCUGUGGAGAUUUUAUUGUCCUUGAAAUUUUAACAUGAGGAAGAUUCAGAAAUCCCGUGUACAAAUGAAAUUCCAGGCCUUUUGUGUAAUAAGUUUCAGGAUGACAGGAUCUAUGGCUUUUU